AUGGAUGUUAGUCCUCACAUAACAGUCAGUCUCAGCAGAUCCCAAAAUUUACAGAAAAAAAGAAGAAGUGAAGAAACUCCUCUCAUAGCUAGGGUUUCUGCAGAAGAGAUCAUCAUGUUCAUAUCAAUCGCCGUGUUCAUAUUGAUCAGAUUGCUAAUUAACCGUCUCCAGCGCAGAAUGCCGGGGAGAGUUAUAAGGAUAAUCAACUGGAUUCUUAUUUUCGUUGGGAUCAUCUCCUGGAUCCUCCUUUUCUGGCGGUUCUUCACUACUGUGAGAACUCAUGUGAAGCCACUGCCUAAUAAUGGAGGAAGACUUGCAAGAAAAAUGCAUCCGAUUGAGUAUCUGAAUCAAACUGAUGAACUUCACCUUGUCUCUUUAGCAUCAAAUCCAGCAACACCACCGCCUUUUCGCAGGGGCAAUAAUUUGUCUGAGUUUAAUUUCUUUACAUUGGCCGCAGUCUCGCCUCCACUACCACAACCUGUGACGCAGCUGACCAACAAUAUUACUAUCUGUGGAUAUCCUCAGAGAAAUCCACCACCAAGGUCUAAAGUUUACAGUACUGAAGCUAGCUGCUUUUUCAGGAAAAUUAAUGGUGAAAUUAAUUGAGGAAAAUUGAUUGGAAGUGUUAUAAGUACUUUGUUUUCAGUGUUAUAUGCUGUAGUGGUUAGAAAAGUUUUACUAUUAGGUAUUUCGAUAUGAAUUUUAACUAAAUAAUGAGUUUAGGGGUUGAUUGAAGACUAUCAAAU
Nicotiana tabacum (common tobacco) is the source of this 746-nucleotide messenger RNA. The record is from RefSeq and is a predicted model, not a curated record. NCBI's taxonomy places the organism in Eukaryota, Viridiplantae, Streptophyta, Magnoliopsida, Solanales, Solanaceae.